Molecule: messenger RNA, 2803 nt
Organism: Erinaceus europaeus (western European hedgehog)
Lineage: Eukaryota; Metazoa; Chordata; Mammalia; Eulipotyphla; Erinaceidae
Gene: ACO2
Product: aconitase 2
Exons: 18
Coding region: 89-2431 (780 amino acids)
Biological process (GO): tricarboxylic acid cycle
Cellular component (GO): mitochondrion; cytosol
Molecular function (GO): aconitate hydratase activity; 4 iron, 4 sulfur cluster binding
Source: RefSeq, a predicted model, not a curated record
CCCCUGCAGAUCCACCCCCGCCCGAAGGCUUUAAAUACGCUGUGGAGCACGUCACUUUCACGCGACCUAAUCUUUGUCAGUGCACAAAAUGGCGCCUUACAGCCUCUUGGUGACCCGGCUGCAGAAAGCCCUAGGUGUGCGGCAAUACCAUGUGGCCUCAGUCCUGUGCCAACGGGCCAAGGUGGCUAUGAGCCACUUUGAGCCCAAUGAGUACAUCCGAUACGAUAUGUUGGAGAAGAACAUUAACAUUGUUCGCAAACGGUUGAACCGGCCUCUGACCCUCUCAGAAAAGAUCGUGUAUGGACAUUUGGAUGACCCCGCCAACCAGGAGAUUGAGCGGGGCAAGACAUACCUGCGGCUGCGGCCAGACCGUGUGGCCAUGCAGGAUGCCACAGCCCAGAUGGCCAUGCUGCAGUUCAUCAGCAGUGGGCUGCCUAAGGUGGCUGUGCCUUCCACUAUCCACUGUGACCAUCUGAUUGAGGCCCAGGUUGGGGGUGAGAAGGACCUGCGCCGGGCCAAGGACAUAAACCAGGAAGUGUACAAUUUCCUGGCAACUGCAGGUGCCAAGUAUGGUGUGGGCUUCUGGAGACCUGGCUCUGGAAUCAUUCACCAGAUCAUUCUUGAAAAUUAUGCAUACCCUGGGGUUCUUCUGAUUGGCACUGAUUCCCACACCCCCAAUGGCGGCGGCCUGGGGGGCAUCUGCAUUGGAGUUGGGGGCGCUGAUGCUGUAGAUGUCAUGGCUGGAAUCCCCUGGGAGCUGAAAUGCCCCAAGGUGAUUGGUGUGAAGCUGACAGGUUCUCUCUCUGGCUGGACCUCCCCCAAAGAUGUGAUCCUAAAGGUGGCAGGCAUCCUCACAGUGAAAGGUGGCACAGGCGCUAUUGUGGAGUACCAUGGCCCUGGGGUAGACUCCAUCUCCUGCACUGGCAUGGCAACAAUCUGCAAUAUGGGUGCAGAGAUAGGGGCCACCACCUCAGUGUUCCCUUACAACCACAGGAUGAAGAAAUACCUGACCAAGACAGGCCGAACAGACAUUGCCAAUCUAGCUGAUGAAUUCAAGGAUCACUUGGUACCAGACCCUGGCUGUGAAUAUGACCAGGUGAUUGAAAUUGACCUCAACAAGCUGAAGCCACACAUCAAUGGACCCUUCACGCCUGACCUGGCCCACCCUGUAGCAGACGUGGGCACAGAGGCAGAAAAGGAAGGAUGGCCUCUGGACAUCCGAGUGGGUCUGAUUGGCAGUUGUACCAACUCCAGCUAUGAGGAUAUGGGGCGCUCGGCAGCAGUGGCCAAGCAGGCACUGGCUCAUGGACUCAAGUGCAAGUCCCAGUUCACCAUCACACCAGGCUCAGAGCAGAUCAGAGCCACCAUUGAGCGGGAUGGCUACGCACAGAUCUUAAGGGAAGUGGGCGGCAUCGUCCUGGCCAAUGCCUGUGGUCCCUGCAUUGGUCAGUGGGACAGAAAGGACAUCAAGAAGGGAGAGAAGAACACAAUCGUUACCUCCUACAACAGGAACUUCACAGGCCGCAAUGAUGCAAACCCUGAGACUCAUGCUUUUGUCACAUCCCCAGAGAUUGUCACAGCUUUGGCCAUUGCUGGCACCCUCAAGUUCAACCCAGAGACUGACUUCCUGACAGGCAAAGAUGGCAAGAAGUUCAAGCUAGUGGCCCCGGAUGCAGAUGAACUUCCCCAGUCGGAGUUUGACCCUGGACAAGAUACCUACCAGCACCCACCCAAGGACAGUAGUGGACAGCGGGUGGACGUGAGCCCCACCAGCCAGCGCCUACAGCUCCUCGAGCCUUUUGACAAGUGGGAUGGCAAAGAUCUAGAGGACCUGCAAAUCCUCAUCAAGGUCAAAGGGAAGUGUACCACCGACCACAUCUCAGCGGCUGGCCCUUGGCUCAAGUUCCGUGGGCAUCUGGACAACAUUUCCAACAACCUGCUCAUUGGUGCCAUCAACAUUGAAAACGGAAAGGCCAACUCGGUGCGCAAUGCUGUCACCCAGGAAUUUGGCCCUGUCCCUGACACUGCCCGGUACUAUAAGAAACACGGCAUCCGGUGGGUAGUGAUUGGAGAUGAGAACUAUGGUGAGGGCUCAAGUCGGGAACACGCAGCACUGGAGCCUCGCCACCUUGGGGGCCGGGCUAUCAUCACCAAGAGCUUCGCCAGAAUCCAUGAAACCAACCUUAAGAAGCAGGGACUGCUGCCUCUCACUUUUGCUGACCCAGCGGACUACAACAAGAUUCACCCUGUGGAUAAGCUAAGCAUCCAGGGCCUGAAGGACUUUGCCCCUGGCAAGCCUCUGACAUGUGUCAUCAAGCACCCCAACGGCACCCAGGAGACCAUCCUCCUGAACCAUACCUUCAAUGAGACCCAGAUCGAGUGGUUCCGUGCUGGCAGUGCUCUGAACAGGAUGAAGGAGCUGCAGCACUAAGGUCUCACCACCUGCCCGCCCUGCUCCUCGGACCCUGCUCCAUGUCACAAGUGCAGCUCUGAGGGUCUUCAAAACCGGAUCAAUCUAUCAGUCAUGGCUUCCUGCUCUGAGAGGGCGUGGCCAGGCCUCCUGCACUCCCCUCCCUCAGCCCACGGAGUGACCCGCGGUUGGGGGGGUUCUUAAAAGAAUGUUGCAGCCCUUCUUGUUUUUGGUUGGUCCAGAUCGUUCUUGAGCGGCUCCUUGCACCUAUUUAUUUUUGAUGACAAGACUCCCACCUAAAGUUUCUCUCCUGACUGACCAUUUCAAUUGUGGCUGAAGGAUUUUUAGAGACCCUUUUGCUGUUGCAAGGAAAAUAAUCAUUCAUUGACUGUU